GUGCGAGGGGCGGGCCGUACCACGGGGCCGCGGGCGGGAGGGGGGGGCGCGGCCUGUGCGCGAGGAGCCGUGUGGCGGCGCGCGGGCUCUCGGUGUCUCCGGCCGGACCGGGCCCAGCGCAGCCCCAGCCCCGUCACGGGCCCCGCCGCCCGCCCGCGACCCUGCCCGACCCCGCCCGGCCCCCGGCCCGCUCAAUGCCCAGGGUGUUCUGUUGGAGGAUACUUGGCACAUUUAUGGCGAUUCUGAGCGUCAGGGCAGACUUCUGCCAGGCCCAGCACAGCACCCUGGCUGCCAAGUGAGCUCAGGGGGCUCCCCACGCGUUUGUGCCACAAUUCCCUUUUUUUUUUUUGGCCUCCAAGACUCCGGGAAGGCAGCAGGACGCGGCUCAGAUUUAUGGGAUAUCUCCUGGCCCUGGGGAGCAGAUUGCUGUCACUGACUCUGGCACGGCUCGGCACCAGGAGCACCCAGUGCGCGCCCAGCCCUGCCCUCGCCUCACCGGUGCCUCCAUGUAGGACAGGCUGCCCAGCCUGGCGUGCAGUGGGAAUUUUGGGAGUCUGAAGGAUACCACCCCGCCAGGAAUUGAGGAUUUGGAAGCAAACCUGCUUUUUCUAGGAGCAAAAUCCCCGAGGAACAAGCAAGCUCUGAUCAAUCCCGGCCAUAUUAGUGGUCUUUUUGAUGUUUUCUGCUGUGAAACGUUUCCAAGGUCAUUGAUUUUUUUUUUUUGUUUUGUUUUGUUUUCCCCCUUUAUUUUGAUUUUUUUUUUCUUUUUUUGGGUUUUUUAUUUUUUUUUUGGCCCCUCACACAUUUUCUUUGCCAUUAUGAACCGUCCAGCCCCCGUGGAAAUUACUUAUGAGAAUCUGCGUUUCCUGAUCACUCACAACCCAACCAACGCAACCCUCAGCAAGUUCAUCGAGGAGCUGAAGAAGUACGGGGUGACAACCUUGGUGCGAGUUUGUGAUGCCACUUAUGAUCAAGCUCCAAUCGAGAAAGAAGGGAUCCAAGUUCUAGACUGGCCGUUUGAUGAUGGAGCACCGCCGCCCGGGCAGAUCGUGGAGGAUUGGCUGAACCUUUUGAAAACCAAAUUUCGGGAGGAGCCCGGCUGCUGCGUGGCUGUGCACUGUGUGGCAGGGCUGGGAAGGGCUCCCGUUCUGGUCGCACUUGCUCUCAUUGAAUGUGGAAUGAAGUAUGAGGAUGCAGUUCAGUUUAUAAGGCAGAAAAGGAGGGGAGCUUUCAAUUCCAAACAGCUGCUUUAUCUGGAGAAAUACCGGCCCAAGAUGAGAUUACGCUUCAAAGAUGCCAACGGUCACUGCUGUGUUCAAUAAAUAAACACAAAAACCAAAAUAUUGAUCUCAAAAGGAAGGCAGAAGUGAGCGGGGGGCUCUUCUCUGGACUCUUGGCACCUGGAAAUGUGAAUCUGGAAUCAAAAAAAAAAAACAAAACAAAAAAAAAAGUAAAAAAAAAAGUUAUUAAAUUAGUGGUGGAGUCAGCGCUCCUCAACCUCUGUCCUAAAAAAUAAAAUAAAAAGGGUGAUGAUGAUUGAGAGGAAAAAAAAAACCCCACAAUUAGAAAAAAAUAUAUAAUAAUAAUAAUAAAAAAAGCCAAUUAAGAGAAA
Molecule: messenger RNA, 1612 nt
Organism: Pyrgilauda ruficollis (rufous-necked snowfinch)
Lineage: Eukaryota; Metazoa; Chordata; Aves; Passeriformes; Passeridae
Gene: PTP4A2
Product: protein tyrosine phosphatase 4A2
Exons: 6
Coding region: 819-1322 (167 amino acids)
Biological process (GO): positive regulation of cell migration; protein dephosphorylation
Cellular component (GO): nucleus
Molecular function (GO): protein tyrosine phosphatase activity
Source: RefSeq, a predicted model, not a curated record